Messenger RNA from Calidris pugnax (ruff), 2825 nucleotides. It is a transcript of the gene PTPN7, whose product is annotated as protein tyrosine phosphatase, non-receptor type 7. Gene Ontology annotation, molecular function: protein tyrosine phosphatase activity. The record is from RefSeq and is a predicted model, not a curated record. Gene Ontology annotation, biological process: protein dephosphorylation. Lineage: Eukaryota; Metazoa; Chordata; Aves; Charadriiformes; Scolopacidae. Bases 517 to 1608 code for a protein of 363 amino acids. The transcript is spliced from 10 exons.
CAGAGGGAGCUGGAGCAGCGAGACGUUCUUGGGGAAAAGCAUCUGCAGAGGUGCUUUGCUCAGCUCCCGGGUCCUGGCUGUCCCAGCGGCCCAUGACGCAGAGCCCCCUGAUGCUGGGCCUUAACUGGGCUGUUCCCACCCCUCACAGGCUCUGCGGGAUGCUCGGGCUAAUUGCAUAGUACUUCUCACGCCUGCAGGGAGCCGAUCGGCCGAUUUUAACAGAGUCUGCUGAAUCCUGAGGCUGCUGCUUCACCUUCAAGCCCAUGAGCGAUGUUUAGGCAGCGAAGGAGAUGGGCUAAUUUCCAAAUCCCUGCAGGACAUUCUGAGCUCCCAGUCGUGUCAGCGGAAGCAAGACCAGGCUUUUCUGAGCACUGGACCCAGAGGUGACGGAGGCCCAGCGCGACGAGGCCAUGGUGUGCUGUUUCUCCUCCAAUGGCUCCUUGAUUCCCCAGGAGCUGAGGUCCCCCUGUGCCCACUCCCCGUGCUUCAGGACGAGGGCUUCGUGCCUGCCACAGCAUGGUACAAGCCUGCUUGGUGUGCUCCAGAGUUCAUAACGGCAGCCUGACAGCCCAGGCAGCCAGGGCAGACAUGGACACGACAGACAAGCCCAGUCCCUCUGCCAAGAAGCAUGUGCGUCUUCAGGAGAGGAGGGGCUCCAACGUGUCACUGAUGCUGGACAUGAGCUCACUGGGGAGCGUGGAGCCCAUCCAGCCUGUCUGUACACCUCGGGAUAUCACUCUGAAGGUCCUGAGGACAUUCAGCCAUGUGCUGAGGAGAGAGGAGCUCCAGGAACGCGCCCAGAGCCUGACACAGCUCCAGGAUGAGUUUUCGAAAAUCCCACCCAACUUCGUCAGUCCAGAGGAGCUGGAGAUCCCUGGACGUGCUUCCAAGGACAGAUACAAAACCAUCCUCCCCAAUCCUGAGAGCCGGGUCUGUCUCAGGAGAGCAGGAAACCAGGAGGAAGACAGCUACAUAAAUGCCAACUACAUCACGGGCUAUGCGGGGCGGCCCCGGGAGUACAUUGCCACCCAGGGACCCAUGCUGAACACCGUGACCGACUUCUGGGAGAUGGUGUGGCAGGAGGAGGCGCCUCUCAUCGUCAUGAUAACCAAGCUCCAGGAGCGCAAAGAGAAAUGUGUCCACUACUGGCCCGAGAAGGAGGGCACCUAUGGCCCCUUCACCAUCUGCGUGCAGGGUGUGAGCGAGUGUGUGGAGUACGUGGUCCGGGAUCUCUCCAUCCAGUUUGAAGGUGAAUGUCGCCAGGUCAAACACAUCCUCUUCCCUUCCUGGCCGGACCAGCAGACGCCCGAGUCAGCCAAGCCCCUGCUGCACUUGGUGGCCAAGGUGGAAGAGAUCCUGCAGGCUGCAGCCAGCCCAGGGCCCAUCGUUGUGCACUGCAGUGCAGGGAUCGGCCGGACGGGCUGCUUUAUUGCCACUAGGAUGGGUUGUCAGCAGCUGAAGAACAAAGGGGAGGUGGACAUCUUGGGAAUCGUGUGCCGCCUCCGCAUAGACAGAGGCGGGAUGAUCCAGACAAGUGAGCAGUACCAGUUCCUCCAUCACACGUUAGCUCUCUACGCUUCCCAGCUGCUGGAGGCAGGAUGCCACUAGCUCCCACCGGUCUCCCUGCUCCGACCUCUCCUGCGCCAGCUGUGGGGACACCUCCACCACAAACCCUCCUGCUGCUGCCAGGCCACAGAGCAGCAGCACAAGUAUCCCAGGAUGAGCACAGCUGAGCAAACCCAUGGGGAUUACAGCCUUGCGACCCUGGGGAUGAGCAAGGUUUGGUGGGUUCACAGGCGGGACUCCGCAGGUGCUCGAGGUGGCCGUUGCUUCUGGCUCAAGGCAGAUUUCACCCCUGGAAAGAAGCUUUGGUUUUCGAAACAUGCAACAUUAUAUCCUCAACCAGAAGAGCAAGCUGUGUGGAAGAACUGAAGCUGGGAACACAGUCUGCCUUUAUAGCUGCAGAGAAAUGUUUAGCCCGUUAGACGCGAAGCUGGUACAAUUACCCUGCAAAUAAACAGAGCUCCUCUCCUGAUUUCGUAUCAUAUGUGGGCAGAGGCUGCGCUGCAUACAGAGCUGGGCUUGCUCCUGACACGUGCCAAGAUGCUUUCCUUGCUAAAGAUACACCUUGAUGAUUUAGCACAAUAAGUGCACAGUUGAUUGCCUUUGGUACGUGGCUUUGUUUUCCUCUCCACCUUAAGCCAACACCUUCUCAACAGCCUUAAAGUAGGAGAGAUUCCUAAGUGCGGCUGCAGUUCUGCAAGCUAUGUAUUCCCUUUUGUUACAUGAUGGUGGGGGUUUUGCAUUGUUGGAUUUUUGCUGAAAUCAGAACAAGGUAAAUUUUGGAUUUCGUUAGAGUAUUUUUUCACUGAUAAAUUCAGUGGAAAAAAGGAAGAAGAUGGAGAAACAUUGUGGCACAAAGCAUGGAGUAGUAAAAAUUCUGUAAAAUAUUUUAACGCUAUACAAAGCUGGCCUUCAGUUGGUGGGUGCUGCACAGGCUGUUGGGCAGUGAGGACUGAUAAAGAGCUGGGGGCCGCCUAGCCUGUGCCUUCCUGUGCCCCAAAGCCCUGAGGCGGCCCACUUGCUGGGUGAGAUCCAGGGAAAAAGAAGGGUCAGUCCUUUUGCUGAGAGAGCCUGAGUUUGCCUCGUCUCCUAGAGUAUCCCCAGAUCAGGGCUGUGUGCAUGGAGCCCCCUCCACCACUCUGAAGUUCCCCAAAAUGCAGUUGAAUGGCUGCCAAUUGUUUUGCCCUAGUGCGUGUUAUUCAGGCUCUGUGGGUCCCUUGAGAGGAAAAAUGAUGGAAUAAAAAGAGAAGUUUCAUCCUUAA